AUGUUGUUACUACAACAAAUGAGAGUUCUGAACUGUGAAGCCUUUACUGGGUUCCAGGAUGCUGCUGUCAAGAAUUUUCAAACCUGCUCGGUCUGCUUCAUGGAUUCCCAAGCAGAAGUUUUGAAAAGUUCAAGCUCAAAACAGAACUCGAAAUUCAAAAAAAGCAUACCGCUCCAGGUGCAUCCCCGAGGAGAUGCUGUCCGCUCCAAGCUGAUCUACACUUUCUACCUGAUCGACCAACUGAAGGGGCUCAGCCAUGCCGUCCCACACCACGAUAUCUGCAGUUUCCUGGACAACAAGAAACUGAAGAAGCUGAUGCUCACGGACCACAACCAGCUGGUCCGUUUCAACGUGAUGCCCAUCCGGAACAUUUUGAUCACCCAAGAGAAACGCUGGCGCAAUCGCAUCAGGGCGCGCUGCAGCCGCUUCCCCCCCUUCCACAUGUGGGUUUAUUGGCUCCUGAGCAGCAAAGUCUUCAAAGGCUUCAUCAUUUUCCUCAUCUGCUUGAACAUGGUGGUCCUCAUGAUGAUCACGGAGAUAGCCGAGAACACAGAGGAGCACUUUGAAAUCAUGAAGAUGGUCUUGGAGGUGACUGUCUGGGUGAUUCUCCUCAUCUUUUUCAUCGAGAUCGGGCUAAACUGGGUGCUUGGCUUUCAGAAGUACUGGAGAAAUCCCUGGAACGUCUUUGACUUUACUAUCACAAUGGUUUCUUUCAUCCCCGAAUUUGCUUUCUUCACCAAGAGGGCCUACAGGUUGACCAGCCAACGGAUCAUCCUGAUUUUCCGCGUCCUGCGCUGCUUAAAGCUCUUCCCCAGAAUCGGUCAAGUCCGGGUCAUUAUCAUGGCCAUUGCCAAAGCGCUGAGGGCCAUGGCUUUCAUCCUGCUUCUCCUCGUCUUCUUCUUUUAUGUCUUUGCAGUGGCAGGGAUUUUCUUCUUUGAGAGCUACACUCGCUCAGACAGGGAUGACCUCGAAUACAACAUGUAUUUCAAAGACAUGCCCAACGCUUUGGUGACCAUCUUCAUUCUCUUCACCAUGGACCAUUGGUACGCUCUGCUUCAAGACGCGUGGAAGAUUCCAGGGAUCAACAAAUUCGUCACAGGUAUGUUUAUCAUCUUGUGGCUCCUCAUUGGCGCAUUCAUCUUCAGGAACCUCUUCGUGGCCAUCAUGGUGGCGAAUUUCCAAAACAUUCGGAAUGACCUGGUUGAGGAAAUGAAGCAGAUCGAGGUGCAAAAGCAAGCGGACAAGUUCAAAAUGGAAAUUAUAGAAAACAAAUACACAAACUCCCAGAUAUUUGGGUCGCAGGAAAAAACGGGCUUAACAAAAAGCAUAGCGUCCUCAGAGGCCCCGGAGGACACCUUGCACGAAUUCAGCAGCGGGGGCUUGGACUGGGAGAGUUACGUCUACAAGAACUUGCCCGGUCUUUAUCAGGCUGUUGACGAUGAGCAAGUGGUAUGGCCUCGUGACACCCUCUUCCGCUACUUUGAGCUUAUGGAGAAGCUUCAGUACAACCUUGAGGAACGCCAGCAACUGCAACAUUAUGCCGCACUGGCUCUAGCAAACCUGGAGGACAAAUAG
This is a messenger RNA of Euleptes europaea (tarantolino), 1575 nucleotides long. Its product is annotated as cation channel sperm-associated protein 2-like. Lineage: Eukaryota; Metazoa; Chordata; Lepidosauria; Squamata; Sphaerodactylidae. The transcript has a single exon. Bases 1 to 1575 code for a protein of 524 amino acids. The record is from RefSeq and is a predicted model, not a curated record. Gene Ontology annotation, molecular function: calcium-activated cation channel activity. Gene Ontology annotation, cellular component: CatSper complex; membrane. Gene Ontology annotation, biological process: fertilization; flagellated sperm motility; monoatomic ion transport.